AUGCUCUUGCGUGGCUGCCCGUGUCUAAGGAGGCGUGUGUCUGCCGUCUUGGACACUGUCGCGACUGGCCCCGAUGAGCCUCUUCUGUUUCUCUAUCCCCGCUGGGCUGCGCCUACUUUGCAACGUCGACGGAUAUCUUCCCUGAAACCGAUUGAUGCUCCAGCGAGGAUAGGUCAUACUUCCAGUGCCCCAUUUCGCGCAGCAGUCCGCCCCGGUCCUUCGCUUUCUCGACACUCGCGCCAAUGGAUUUCCUCUGAGUCUUCCUCUCGGUCUCCCGACGAUUCAAAUCCACAAUCUUCCCCUGCGGUGGCUGGAGAGGAACAUUCUAAAAUAGGCGAGGGCAAGGAAACUGGCCCUGAUGGUUCGAAUGAAGGUGGUAGAGUUUGGCUCUCCGCAGGUCAGGAACAACAUGUCAAUUCUCUCGCAGAUGCCGAACACGCCACUUCUCGGGAACCACUGCGUGGCUUCGCGUUGACGAGAGCGAAGAGAAUACAGAAAGGGAGACUGCACAACAAACCUCUGAACGCCAAACCUUCGUCUCCUACGCAGAAACAACUUUUUUUAAGAAAUACAUCGAUUCGAGAGCGGAAGAAGUUGCGGUUUCGCGAAUAUAUGAAGAAAAAAUAUCAAUCUCGUUCGGCAAAGCUCUUCGACAAUGCUUGGUUUGAUACUAAGGAGAUUCUGGACCAAGUGCACCGCGAUAUCCGGAAAAAUCCCAAGAAGUCUUCGAACAAGAAAGAGAUACUUGUACCAGAGGAGACCCUCGCCCUGUUUUCUGGUGUGACUCGUUAUACCCUGAAAGAGAAUAUUUGGUACAUCCCGCUCCACAAUGGAUGUCGUGUGCACAUCCUACCUGUAAGUCAGAGCAAGGGAUUACUCCGUCGGGUCGUUUUGAGUGCCACAGACCAUAUUAUGGCGCUGGUGGAAGGGCAUUUUACCCGUGCACAGAGCCUACAAGCUAUGGGAGAUCCCCUUGUUGAUAUCCACAAACCACCGGUUCCGAUGUGCAUUUCUCGGGGCGCGAUGCAGCGUUCGAAGAUGCCUGUACCGUUGAUUCGUGGAAAUUGGCAUUUCGGUGAAACGUCGGAUAGCAGCUCGAAUUUGGAUGAGAUUCUACUACCUCGUCCGCUUAUCGCCACUGUGAAGGAGUUCAACGAGCACGUCGAGGAUGUCACAUCUGCGAGACAACCGACGCUCGAUGAGAAGGCCAUGUCUCUAUCAAAGCUUCCACACGUGGUCCGGAUUAAACUACAUCUGAAGGCGCUAUUCAUGGAAGAAUCAUACUCCAAUUACAUCUCGACUGCGGCCUUAAAUAAUGCACUAGAAUUCCUUUGUCGACAUGAGUUCCUUGAAACUGCCCGAGUCUUGUGUUCAUGCACAGAGCAUGUGGCUACCACUGAUACAUAUAACAUCCUGUUGCGGGCUGCUGCGAGGCGUCAGGAUGUGGCUGUCUUCCGUCACUUCCUGCGGACGAUGCCUCGGUUACACAUGCGCCCAAACCCAGAAACAUGGCUCGCAUUGCUCAGCGCCCUGGUUGACCCCAGCGAAAAAGCCCAACUCAUUGAACAUAUGGUCCAGCGUGGUCAGAUGUCCAACCUUUCCACCAUCCACAGCGCGCUCCAGGAGACAAUCCAAGAUUCGCUUUUAGUGCAUUUGGACAGUGGAAAAGAUAUAGGUUCCUUCAUUGGCCUCAUGACCAAUACAUGGGGGGCCAAUUGGUUCAGCCCUUCCGUGGUUGGCCAGAUGUUCAGUGUGGUCGCUCGUUUGAAGGAUUUCGAUUCCAUAGACCGGCUCAUGGAAAUCUGCAUCGACAACAACCUCACCGUUGACAGUUAUCCGCUCAGCCAUAUUGUGCAAGCGCUGGGCGCGAACAUCCACGUCGCUUUGCAGUAUACCCUCCGGUUUUUCGAGCACCCUUUGUUCGAGGUAACCUCUCAAAAUUGGGAGGAUUUGUUUUUGGCCGCAUUCAGGCACCGCCAGUACAACAUUUGCCUGGUUAUAUGGCGAUAUUCUUGCAUGAAAAGAACCGUGACCUACAAGAUGAAACAGGCUGUCUUGACUUCCUUAUGUCGCAACGCGUCCUUUGGUAAGCCCACGAGACUCAACAAAGAUUUGUGGAGUUCCGAUGCCGGCAAGGUCAUUAUCGGUAUCGACGUACACCAUGAAAGCUACAGGCUUCCGGACUCCAUUCUGAACGAUAUCCCCUCCGAGUUCCGUCACAAUCCGAUUCUCUACCUCAUCGGAUGGAAGCCCAGGGGUGACAAGCGUGAUCUCCAAAUCCGCCUUGCCAAUGCCCUCAUUAAGCGUGACAUCAUCCUUGGUGCAACUCGCUAUGUCCCCCAGCAUCCUUCCCCGAUUAUGCUGGAUGCAGCGUCCAUCUUGGACAAGGAAUGGCGUGGUGUACCGCGGCCUCUGACUUGGAAGAUGCAAAACGCCAUUCAAGUUCCCGUUGUUCGCAAAGACAAAGACCGAGACCAAGACAAAGUGAAAGACCAAUAA
Penicillium samsonianum is the source of this 2499-nucleotide messenger RNA. RefSeq lists its product as uncharacterized. NCBI's taxonomy places the organism in Eukaryota, Fungi, Ascomycota, Eurotiomycetes, Eurotiales, Aspergillaceae. Gene Ontology annotation, molecular function: protein binding. Bases 1 to 2499 code for a protein of 832 amino acids. The record is from RefSeq and is a predicted model, not a curated record. The transcript has a single exon.